Messenger RNA from Alosa alosa (allis shad), 2519 nucleotides. Its product is annotated as rhamnose-binding lectin-like. NCBI's taxonomy places the organism in Eukaryota, Metazoa, Chordata, Actinopteri, Clupeiformes, Clupeidae. The coding region runs from base 79 to 1626 and encodes 515 amino acids. Gene Ontology annotation, molecular function: carbohydrate binding. The record is from RefSeq and is a predicted model, not a curated record. The transcript is spliced from 17 exons.
CAGCUUCCUGAUUGGGCACUUGGCUCUGAGCUAUAAGAACCUGAUGCUAGUGAGUGACCCCUCAUCCUCUCAGGAACCAUGGAGUCGGCCAUCAAGCUCACUCUCAUCUCCUUGGUGAUCUGUGCCUGCAGUGUGGGGACUAAAGCAAAGUAUACCCAGGGAUGUGAAGAUCGAUACACCUCCCUUGACUGUGGUUCAGACUUGAUUGAUGUGCAGUUGGCCAGUUACGGUCGGACAGACAGGAUCACCUGCUCUGAUGGACGCUCAUGCCACGAGCUGUCCAACACCAGCUGCUCCGCCCCCAGCUCUCUCUCAGAAGUGAAGAAACGGUGUGAUGGAAGGAUGACCUGCAUGGUGAAGGCUUCAUCGCUCAUCUUCUCAGAUCCGUGCGCCGGCAUCUCCAAGUACCUGGAGGUCCUCUAUCGCUGUGUCUCCCCAGAGGAAAGGACCAGCCAGACAUGUGAAGGCGGCGAAGGAAAACUGGAAUGUGGUUCAAACGUAAUCCACAUCCAUGACGCCAGUUAUGGCCGGACUGAUGAAACCACCUGCUCUUCUGGACGACCUGCACAUCAGCUUAGCAACACCAACUGCUAUGCUCCCACAACACUCCCCAUAAUAAGGGAAAGAUGCGAAGGAAGAAGCACAUGCACAGUGCAUUCCUCCAACCACAUCUUCACUGAUCCGUGUUUUGGCACCUACAAAUACCUGCACAUCUCCUACAGCUGUGUUCCUCCAAAGUCCAGCCAGACCUGUGAAGGCCAUCACAGCAGUCUGGAAUGUGGUUCAAAGGUCAUUCAGAUACAAGCGGCCAACUAUGGGCGGACAGAUGGCACUACAUGUGCAGACGGAACAAACCCGAGCCAGGUCAACAACACCAGCUGCUUUUCCACAAACACACUCUCUGACAUGAGGCAAAUGUGCCAGGGGAAGAGCUCAUGUGAGGUGAGGGCUACAAACGCAGAGCUCUCCAACCCGUGUCCUGGUACCCACAAGUACCUGAACAUCUCCUACAGUUGUACCUCCAAUUCAAGCCAGAUAUGUGAAGGAGACGCAAUGAGAAUCAAUUGUGGUUCCAACCAUUUUAUCAAGAUUCACGAGGCCAAUUAUGGGCGUACAGACGUGACAAUCUGUUCUCAAGAACAUCCGGCGCAUCGGAUCUCCAACACCACCUGUUAUUCACCAAACGCCCUCUCUGUUGUCAGAAACAGUUGUGAAGGGGAGGUACGGUGCACAAUUACAGUGUCCAACAGCAUCUUCUCCAACCCGUGCCCUGGUACCCACAAAUACCUGGACGUUACCUACAGCUGCGUUCCCCCUAUAUCCAGCCAGACAUGUGAGGGUAACAGCACCAUUCUGGACUGUGGACCAAAUGUGAUAUCCAUCCACACUGCUAACUAUGGGCGCACAAACAGAGACAUCUGCUCUGCUGGACAGCCUGUUGAAGCGGUCAGCAACACUAACUGCAGGACCUCCAGAACCCGACCCAAACUCCAGGACAUGUGUGAUGGAAAACCUACAUGUAAGGUCACAGCAUCAAGCUCCACCUUCUUUACCCCCCGUAACUGUGAAGACACCUAUAAGUACCUGGAUUUGUCCUACAGCUGCAAGGCUCCCAGCUCUCCCUAAACCUGCUCCAGAUUACAGCUCCCAGCUCUCCCUAAACCUGCUCCAGAUUAUUACAGCUGCAAGAUUACAGCUCUCCCUAAACCUGCUCCAGAUCACAGCUCCCAGCUCUCCCUAAACCUGCUCCAGAUUAUUACAGCUGCAAGAUUACAGCUCUCCCUAAACCUGCUCCAGAUUACAGCUCUCCCUAAACCUGCUCCAGAUUACAGCUCCCAGCUCUCCCUAAACCUGCUCCAGAACAAAUCUGCUCACAGUGGUUCCUCAACGCCAAUGUACCAAUUAUCAUGGCAAUCCAGUAAUACUGUUCUCUUACCAAGCAAAUACCCUGAUCUAAACCUGUUGGGUUGGGUGGAUGAAUGCUGUCAGUAGUCAACAUAGUACUAAUACAAUAACAUUUGAUUCAUAAACAUUCAGCUUGAUUUGUAAUAAAUUCAGUUUGAUUUGUAAACAUUCUGUUUGAUUUGUAAUUAAUUUAGUUUGAUUUGUAAUUAAUUCAGUUUGAUUUGUAAACAUUCUGUUUGAUUUGUAAUGAAUUCAGUUUGAUUUGUAAUAUAUUCUGUUUGAUUUGUAGUACAUUCUGUUUGAUUUGUAAUGAAUUCAGUUUGAUUUAUAAACAUUCUGUUUGAUUUAUGUAGGACCAUUACGUUUUUUGUUUUCAAUGUUCAGCUUUAUAACACGAGCUGCUUUACAUCAUGCAGAAUCAGACGUUCUCUUAUGAAUCAGAUAGACUGAUCAAACCUGCUGGGUGGCAAUGUUUAUUUGGAAUUUGGAAUUCAACUUAUUCAUACUUAUUCUUACUGGUGAUGGAGGCACUUGUGGUUUGUAGUUCAACUUGAAACAUCUUUCCGGUUGAGGCCUUGGCAAACCCCGGACCCAAAAAUCCUGUAAUCAACCAC